AUGGCGGACCAAGAGGAGACUUUUGUCCUCCAGAACUCUCCCGGUGGCUCGGAUUCACGGGAAUUACCGAGCGACAAUAAAUCAGAGAAACAGAACGGGGCUUCCAGCAAAUCCCCCUCAUCGCAGACGACUUACAUCCAGCAGGGCAUGGAGGGAAUUAAAGUGUACCUGCACGAAAGGGAGCUGUGGAUGAAGUUUCAUGAGGUGGGAACGGAGAUGAUCAUCACCAAAGCCGGACGGAGGAUGUUCCCCAGCUUCAAAGUGAAAGUCACCGGAUUAAACCCCAAAACUAAAUACAUUCUCCUGAUGGACGUCGUUCCCGCGGACGAUCAUCGGUACAAAUUCGCAGACAAUAAAUGGUCGGUGACCGGGAAGGCUGAGCCCGCCAUGCCCGGCAGGCUGUACGUGCACCCGGACUCUCCCGCCACGGGCGCGCACUGGAUGCGGCAGCUCGUGUCCUUCCAGAAGCUGAAGCUCACCAACAACCACCUGGACCCGUUCGGACACAUCAUCCUGAACUCCAUGCAUAAGUAUCAGCCGCGGAUCCACAUCGUGAAAGCGGACGAGAACAACGGCUUCGGCUCCAAAAACACGGCCUUCUGCACGCACGUCUUCCCGGAGACCGCCUUCAUCGCCGUGACCUCCUACCAGAACCACAAGAUCACGCAGCUGAAGAUCGAGAACAACCCCUUUGCUAAAGGGUUCCGCGGAAGUGACGACAUGGAGCUCCACCGGAUGUCCAGGAUGCAGAGCACUAAGGAGUACCCGGUGGUGCCCCGCAGCACGGUGCGGCAGCGGGUGGGGUCCAGCCAGAGCCCCUUCAGCGGGGAGGUGCAGGGCCUGGCCACCGCGGGCGCCCUGGCCUCCCAGUACAGCCAGUGCGAGAACGGCGUCUCCGGCGCCUCGCAGGACCUGCUGCCCCAGUCGGGCUCGUUCCCGCUGCCGCACGAGCACGGCCAGGAGUACCACUGCAUCAAGAGGAAAGUGGAGGACGACUGCCACUCCGGCGAGCACGGCUACAAGAAGGCGUACCUGGAGAGCUCGUCCAGCGAGGAGGACCACUACUACCGGCCGGUGGGCUACGCCCAGAGCCUGGGCCUGGCCGGCGGCGCCUACCGCGGCGAGUCGGGCCAGCGGCAGGCCUGCAUGUACGCCGGCACGUCGCAGGGCGCCGAGCCCGUGCCCAGCCUGGAGGACAUCAGCUGCAACACCUGGGCCGGCGUGUCGCCGUACGGCGGCUGCUCCGUCGCCACCAUGCAGCCCUACCAGCACUUCUCCGCCCACUUCACCCGGCUGGGCGGGGUCGGCGGCCACGCCUCGCCCCAGCUGGCCGACGGCCACCACGCCGCCAUGUACCAGAGCUCCAUGAGCCACCAGACUCUGGGCCGCCAGUGCAGCCCCGGCGCCGGCAUCCAGCCGCCGCCGGCCGGCCUGCAGGGGAACGAGUACCUCUACGCGCACGGCAUCCCGCGCACGCUGUCGCCGCACCAGUACCACUCCGUCCACAGCGUCAGCAUCCUGCCCGAGUGGAGCGAGAGCAGCUAA
Messenger RNA from Salarias fasciatus (jewelled blenny), 1545 nucleotides. RefSeq names its product T-box transcription factor 5a (gene tbx5a). Lineage: Eukaryota; Metazoa; Chordata; Actinopteri; Blenniiformes; Blenniidae. The record is from RefSeq and is a predicted model, not a curated record. Gene Ontology annotation, cellular component: nucleus; chromatin. Gene Ontology annotation, biological process: cardiac left ventricle formation; pattern specification process; positive regulation of DNA-templated transcription. Gene Ontology annotation, molecular function: RNA polymerase II cis-regulatory region sequence-specific DNA binding; DNA-binding transcription factor activity, RNA polymerase II-specific. The transcript is spliced from 8 exons. Bases 1 to 1545 code for a protein of 514 amino acids.